Molecule: messenger RNA, 1458 nt
Organism: Debaryomyces fabryi
Lineage: Eukaryota; Fungi; Ascomycota; Pichiomycetes; Serinales; Debaryomycetaceae
Gene: ECM14
Product: putative metallocarboxypeptidase
Exons: 1
Coding region: 1-1458 (485 amino acids)
Biological process (GO): proteolysis
Molecular function (GO): zinc ion binding; metallocarboxypeptidase activity
Source: RefSeq, a predicted model, not a curated record
AUGGUAGACCAUUUAUCCCCACAAGCUAAUCAAUUCAUGGAUAAGAUAUUGGACCAAUUUCAAGCAACAUAUCAUAAUCAUGAAAAGACAGAAUUUGAACAUUAUUCUACGAUUCCGGAUAAUGAAUUGCCAAUAGAAUUAUUACAAUAUACAGAUGAUAUUGUCGUUAGAGUCAACUUUACUGGAAAUGAUUGUUUAAGAAGAUUUUUGUUAAGCAACGAAGGUGAAAGACGCCAAGAGAUACAAUACAAAGUUUGGAGUAGAAGUCAUACACAAAGUUUUAUUGAUUUACAGAUAAAUGAAGAUAAUUUAAUUAAAUUGGUCGAAAGGUUUACCACCCCGGAGUAUGAAUUGAAGUACGAUAUAAUCAUAGAGGACUUAGCACAGAAGGUGUUCGAAACAUAUCCCAAAGAUUAUAAGAAACAAAAGAAUAUUAAGGGUAAAAAAUUUGGCAAGAAUUUUUACCAACAUGAGGCUACAGCGGAGGUUGUUCAAUCAAUGGAAGUAGAUGUAUUUUCCGAAUUAUUCUUCAGAGAAUAUCGUCCCUUGGAGACUAUCAACGCGUGGCUUGAAAUAAUAGAGCAAACAUUCCCAGAAAUUGUAACGUUGGAAGAUAUAGGACAGACUUUUGAACAUAGAUCAUACAAAGUGGUACACUUUUCUGUGAAAAAAGACGGUGUUGUACACGGACAGAAGAAAACCGUUGUCAUCACUGGUGGUGUUCACGCAAGAGAAUGGAUUUCAGUUUCAUCAGUGUUGUAUACUAUUUAUUCAAUGCUUAACUAUUAUCAAGAAAAUCCAACUAUUUUUGACAAUCUUGAUUUCUUGUUUAUUCCAGUCCUGAAUCCUGACGGAUACGAAUACACGUGGAAUGCUGAUAGAUUAUGGAGAAAGAAUCGACAAGAGACUAUCUUACCGAGGUGCUUUGGAAUUGAUAUCGAUCAUUCUUACGAUUAUCAUUGGACAUAUUCUUCUGAUUGGGCAUGCGGUGAGGAUUAUUCCGGAGAAGCACCAUUUGAAGCAAUCGAAUCAAAAAUUUGGAACGAUUACUUAAACGCAACUAACGAUAAUCAUGAAAUCUACGGAUAUAUUGAUUUACAUUCAUAUUCACAGGAAAUACUCUACCCAUAUGCUUACUCAUGCAAUGAAAAUCCAAGAGACGAGGAAAAUUUAAUUGAAUUAGCUUACGGUAUUGCAAAGUCGAUAAGGUUGCAGACAGGGAAGACAUAUAACGUUUUACCUGCUUGUCAAGAUAAGGAUCUGGAUUUGCUUCCAGAUUUAGGAUCAGGAAGUGCCCUUGAUUUUAUGUAUCAUAAUAAAGCAUAUUGGGCAUAUCAACUUAAAUUAAGAGACAGUGGAAGUCAUGGAUUUUUAUUACCCGGUAAAUAUAUUAUUCCUGUUGGUAAAGAAAUCUACGCUGGUAUUAGAUACUUUUGUACUUUUGUUUUGAAUGAAUAA